AUGGAUGCUGACAUGGCUAGCAGAGGUGGCUGCACAUGUGAAACUGAGGCUGCAAGCUCAGAGGUGGCUGCACAUGUGAAACUGAGGCUGCAAGCUCAAGUUUACAUACCAACUGUCUUUAAAAUCAGCUGGUUCUCUCUGAGAGAAUUCAGGGAAGAAAAAAAACUGCAAUUCUCCGAAAACCCAAUUGGUUUCACCGAAACUCUCGUUUUCAAAGAAAUGGGUUUAUGGGAUUCCUUCCUCAAUUGGCUCCGGAGCUUAUUCUUCAAACAGGAAAUGGAACUUUCCCUCGUAGGCCUUCAGAAUGCUGGAAAAACCUCUCUUGUAAAUGCCAUUGCUACAGGAGGCUACAGUGAGGACAUGAUUCCAACUGUGGGAUUUAAUAUGCGAAAAGUCACUAAAGGAAAUGUAACGAUAAAGCUUUGGGACCUUGGAGGGCAAAGAAGAUUCCGUACAAUGUGGGAACGUUACUGUCGGGGUGUCUCCGCAAUAUUAUAUGUAGUUGAUGCUGCUGAUAGAGACAGUGUUCCCAUAUCUCGUAGUGAGCUACAUGACCUCUUAAAUAAACCAUCAUUGAGUGAGAUUCCUUUACUAGUUCUUGGAAACAAAAUCGACAAAUCGGAAGCUCUUUCCAAGCAGGCACUAGUGGAUCAGCUAGGUCUUAACUCAAUCACAGACAGAGAAGUUUGCUGCUACAUGAUCUCAUGCAAGGAUUCUGUAAACAUAGAUGUUGUCAUUGAUUGGCUCAUCAAACACUCGAAAACAGCAAAAUAAGAAAAUGGAGUUGCUUUCAUUCCCCCUACUUGGUGUGUGAUUAAAAAUUGGUCAAGGUAGAACAGAGAAUGUUCUAGAUAAGUCUUGAGCCUGAUAAGCUGAAUCAGUGGUUAGUCCUUCAUGGUGAAAAGUUCUUGCCUCUACAGCUGCAGUCGGGAUCUCUGUGUGGUACUUGAAUACUUCUGUUAUUGCUUUAUUCAUUGCUUAUUGACUGUUGUUUUGUGUUGAAGUAUCUUCUUCCUUUGAAUCUGAGUGUUGUCACCUUCGAAUAGCUUACCAAUCCGACUGAUGAUAUAUUUGCUUCUCCACAAAUGUAAAUCUGUCUCUAUGGUUUUAAAUGAUUCAUUAUUUUUUUCCUGCUAAUCCAUGGACAAAGCUGAAACAGGAUCAUUGUGAACACCUUUUGGUCUCAUCAUACAUGGGAAACGACAGAGCCAAUUUCUAUUUUUCCAGAG
Ilex paraguariensis (yerba mate) is the source of this 1229-nucleotide messenger RNA. Lineage: Eukaryota; Viridiplantae; Streptophyta; Magnoliopsida; Aquifoliales; Aquifoliaceae. The record is from the annotation of a GenBank genome assembly.